AAAUCUUAAUCUAAAUCUAGAUUGUCACAUGGAAAACAAAGAUUUUAAAAUGUUGCGCGGGGAGCAAAAACUUGACAGCUAACCGUGCAUAAUUAAAUUUCAGAAUGUCGGAUGACGACUACAUGGAAACUGAAAUUUAAAACCUACCUAUAAUUCAUAGCGGUAGAAUUAGUAUUGUUUAUCAGAGGGACACUUGCCCCAAGUCGACCUUCGCAAAUCGUUCGCUUAUUCAUUGCAAUCUUUGAGCGCCGAAUUCCCGAGCGUGGGCGACGGCGAAACUAACAGUGGUGGAAAUAUUAUUGGAAAGGACUUUUAGAAAGUCUAAGGGAACAGGGGAAACCUUAAAAUCAUACAUUUGGCUCUUAGAGAUGUGGUACUUCACUUCUCACAAGCUGGAAGUACAAAUAGAGUUGAAAACUCUUGCGCCAUUUGUCUUUCACCAUGAGGCCAACAAUUCGCUUUCCUAAACAAGAGCUGGUAGAUAACUUUUAUUAAUUCUUCAGUCCAUUAGUCGAAUCGCACUUUCCUUUGUGUCAUCUGCGCGUUAUCAUAAUAUUAAAAUAUCAUUAUGGUAAUUGUCUUUAAUUGUAACAUGAUAACAGUUUUGACAUAGUUGCAGAAAACGUCGCGAUCCAUUUUCAAGAGGACUGACUUUUUUAACCACAUUCUAUUUUUCGGUCAACCUUUUAUAGUGUUUCAAGUUCAUUUUUUUUUAUUUCGUCUAAUAUUCAAGUUUGAAAAUGUUUGCCUGCAACGGGAUUCGAUGUUUUACCUGGCUAAAUUGGUCUUCCUGCUACAAGUUCCGUUUCUGAAAGCUAAAGAGGGAAAGCCCUUAAAUCUCAAUCUAAAUCUGGAUUGUCACAUGAAAGGUGGAGAUUUAAAACCAAAAGUGCUUCACGAAUACAAAUAAACUCGAAAGCUUACCGAGACUAGAAACUGAAACACAGCAACAUUUUAGAAGUGUCACAUGAGGACAAGCCAAAAAUCUGCAAAACGCGAAAAAGUUACAAUAACAUUUAGGUUUUGGUAAGUGAAUCGUAUAUUUUAACAAUAAACUAGUCACAUAUAAAACCGUAAAUCUUGUUAUUUCGUAAUAUUUACUGAAAAAUAACCCUUGGCAUAAAUUAAGGAAAAAUCGAGAUUGAACACUGGGUAUCGAUGACGUCACGUUUGUCAACUUGUCUGUCGCUUUGAAAAGUCCAACUCCAAAAAUUUAACUGAGAACUCAAAAAACUUAGAGCCAAAAUGUUACAUGAAGCCCAAAAUCUAUAAAGCCAUCCGUUUCAUUUAACCAGGUAUCUUAAUCCAAAACCUAGAGGCAAAUUGUUGCCGGAAGACUGCAAAUCUAAAGGCUAACCGAUGCAUAAAAACUGAAAUAUGAAUUCUAAAUGCCACACGCAAAAAUAAAUAUCUACGACCAAAAUAAUGUGCUGAUAGAAAAUCUAAAAAAAACUUUAACCAUUGCAAACCGAAAUCUGAAUCCAAAUUUUCUCGUGAAAAAUGAAAAUCUAGGAUCAAAAUAUCGCACGGACGCAUAUCUAAAAGCAAACCUUUGCAUAAAAACUGACAUCUGAAAUCCGUAAUGUCACAAUUGUAACCGUUGAAUGGAAACUGAAAUUUAAACCUCAAUCUUAUAAAACGAGAGCAACUACCUCUGUUCUUCGCCACUUGUUGUUGGUUUUUGCCGUUUGAGUAUUUCGACUCUCGCUGCGGUUGGAGACAAGUUUAUUUCAGAUCGUGUUGACCUAUCUUCGUUACGUUGUUUGAAAGUUGACUGCAGAGAAUCCCAAAAGUCUUGUUUUGGAUUGGAAACAGUAAGUUGUUUUGCUGUUGACCUCAGAAAAUCCCAGAGGCCUUAUUUUGAAUCCGUAACAGUUGUUUCGCUGUUGACAUCAGAUACCCCUGAAGCAUUAUUUUGGAGAAGUGACAUAUACCAGUUCAGUUCUUGCUGUUUAGCUCAAAGACUUGAGAAGCCAUAGCUCUAAAACCUCAACUGUGUGAAUUUCGUCAGCGGAAGGAAAAUUCUGUAUCGCGAUACAUUCAACAAAAAUGGUGGAAAGGAAAACAGAACUGAUAAAGUACUACGACCUACGCCUCAUCAUUGCCCAAGACGUCGGGGACAGAACAGAAGUAGCACAUAUCUAUGGAAACCUUGGCGCUGCUUACAUGAAUCUCGGAGGCUUCAGACAAUCCAUGGAUUUCAACUCUCGACAUCUCUGUGUUGCCAAAGAAAUCGAGAGCUUGGUUGAGCAAGAACGUGCCUAUAGACAUUUUGCCCGUGCUUACAGAAAUUGCGGUGAAUUCAAAAAUGCCAUUGAGUACGACAAGCAAGAUAUAAACAUUGCUCAACUUCGCGGAGACAAGGCUGAAGAAGCAAUUGCCCUUCGAAAUAUUGGAGAUGAUUACCAAAGUAUCGGCGAAUUUAAACAAGCCAUUGACUACUACAAGGAAGACCUCGCUAUUGCUCAAGACAGUGGUGACAAAGCUAAGGAAGGACUUGCCUGUCGAAAUCUCGGACUCGCUCACAGUGGUCUCGGUGAUCUUAAACAAGCCCUUGAGUACCACAGGCAAGAUCUCAACAUUUCCAGAGAACUCGCUGACAAGACAGGGGAAGGUCGUGCUUAUGGAAAUCUUGCCGAUACACACAGCCGUCGUGGUGAACUCAAUCAAGCCAUUAUCUUCUACAAGCAAGACCUAAAUAUUGCCAAAGAAACCGGGGACAUGGUUAAACAAGGCCGUACCUAUGGAAAACUUGGCGAUAUCUACAAGCGCCUUGGUGAUUUUAAACAAGCCAAUGACUUACACGAGCAAUAUCUUAGCAUUGCCAAGGAAAUCGGUGACAAGGCUGAAGAGGAACGUACCUAUGGACUCCUUGGCGGUACUGGCGAAGAUCUUGAGAGUUUUAACCGUACCCUUGACUCUCACAAGGAAUGUCUCAGCAGUGCCAAAGAAAUCGACGACAAGGCUGAGGAGGGACGUACCUGUGGAAACCUCAACGAUGCUUACAAAAAUCAAAGUGAUUUCAAGCAAGCCAUUGAAUACCACAAACGGUAUCUUACCAUUGCCAAAGAAGUCGGGAACAAGACUGGUGAAGCACGUGCUUAUGGAAACCUUGGUCGUGCCUACCUUAGUCUCGGUGAUUUCAAGGCAGCUAUGGAAUACCACAAGAAAAAUCUCACCUUAGCCAAAGAAAUCAGUGACAGGGCUGAGGAAGGACGAGCUAAUGGAAAUAUUGGACUUGUUCUCUUCAAUCUCGGUGACUUCAAACAAGCCGUAGAAUACCUGAUGAAAGCUCUUGACAUUGUCAAAGAAGUCGGGGACAGGGCUGAAGAAGGACGCGUUUGUGGAAAUCUUGGACUUGCUCACAGAAGUCUCACCAAUUACAAAGAAGCUGUAGAAAACCACAAGAAAUAUCUCAGCAUUGCCAAAGAAGUCGAGGAUAAAGCUGAAGAAGGACGCGCUUAUGGCAACCUUGGCGAGACAUACAGAAGUCUCGGUGAUAACAAACGAGCCAUAGAAUACCAUUUAAAGGAGCUACGCAUUGCAAAAGAUCUCGGUGACAAGACUGAAGAAGGACGCGCCUUGGGAUUCCUUGGCGAUUGUUAUAGAAGUAUCCGUGAAUUCAAGCGAUCCAUGAACUUCCACAAGCUAGCUAUUGAAAUGUUCAAACAAGCCGGGAACAGGGUUCUGGAGGGACGUGCUCAGGGAUACCUUGGCGUUGCUUACAGAGGUAUCGGUAAUUGCGAACGAGCCAUUGAGUCUCACGAGGAAGAUCUUGCCCUUGCCAUAGAAGUCGGUGACAAGGCCGGGGAAGGCCGUGCCUCUGGAAAUCUUGGCGCUGUUCACAGAAGCCUUGGCCGUUCUAAACCAGCCAUUGAGUACCACAAGAAAGAUCUAAGCAUUGCCCAGGAAAAUGGAGACAAAAACAGAGAGGCAUUCGCGUUGUUUUGCAUUGGCCGUGCUCAUGAACGCUUGAACUCUCUACAAGAGGCCCUGGAGCAUUACCGAUCGAGUGUACAACUGUUUAACAACUUGACAGCUUCCCUUGGGUCCGAAGAUAUGUGGAGGAUCCAUUUCCGUAAGAAGUGUAAAAACGCGUACACAGCUGUAUGGAGGACUCUGCUGAAGCUUGGAAAGUCUGCUGAGGCUUUGUAUGAAGCUGAGCUCGGACGAGGACAGGCCUUGAAGGAACUCAUGGAAUUGCAGUACGGCUCUGGAUGGCUCCACUCAGAGUUACCUGAUCCAAAGGAGACGAUCUCUCGGAUGAUUGGCGGCAUGACCACACCAAUACUUUUCAUCGCCCUUGAAAAAGAAGCUAUCCAUUUAUGGUUCCUCAAGGGAAAAGGGGAAAUCCAAUACGAAAGAAAGCGGAUCGACGAAAUUGACGUGGUGGUGAAAAAAGCUUCCAAAGAAAUUAGAUAUGCUUUCAAAUGCGAGAAUCGUUCAUUGUACGAGCCAGGAGAGCAUCAGCGAAGUGUGUACAAUACUGUUCUUGGCCCCAUCAUCGACUCCUUUCAAGGUGAAGAACUGAUCAUCGUCCCGGAUGGUCCACUGUGGCUGGCUCCUUUUCAUGCGUUUAUGAGUCCAGCAAGAAAGUACCUCUGUGAGUAUUUCAUGGUCCGCAUCAUCCCCUCCCUGACAAGUUUACACAUGAUCACAACUUGUCCUGACGACCACCACAGCAAGACUGGCGCCCUGCUCGUGGGAGACCCGUGGAUGGAAGAAAUCGUAGACCAGUUCGACAGGCCCAAGUUUAAGCAGCUGAAAGGUGCUCAAGAGGAAAUACAAAUGCUGGGAAAGAUGAUAAAGACCACUCCAGUCCUGGGAAAAGAUGCAACUAAAGACGAAGUGCUGAAGCGAAUCACUUCGGUGGCUUUGGUUCACAUUGCAGCGCACACAAACAAGAAAACGGGUGAAAUUGUGUUGACUCCAAAUCCCACACGAGAAUCCAAGGUGCCUGAAGAGAAGGACUACAUGCUGACGAUGGAAGAUGUGCAACGUCUUCAUCUUCGAGCCAGGCUUGUUGUACUCAGUUCGUCGAACACUGCAAAAGGACUGAUUACCUCUGAAGGUGUUGUUGGCAUUGCACGGUCCUUCCUGGCUGCUGGUGCUCGAUCUGUUGUGGCGUCUAUCUGGGGAGUUCAUGACGAGUCUACCGUGCUCUUUAUGAAAUGCUUCUACAAACACCUAGAAGAAGGAAAAAGCGUCAGUAAGGCUCUCUUCCUGGCCAUCAAUGCUGUGAGAGAGACAGAGAAGUUUGACCUGGAAAAGUACUGGGCUCCGUUUACACUCUUUGGCGAUGACGUCACUCUGGAUGUUGGAGAACUCGGAGAUCAAAAGCCCUAAGCUGAAACGUCAAGUUCAGAGGAAACUCAUGAGCGACUGAUUGAUAAAGACCAUUCAUAAUCUACAGAAAUUGAUCUUAAGGUCAAAUAUUUUUAAAAUCAAAGAAAACGCAGAAAGGUAUACAUGUAUUACCGUAUUUAAACACGAAAUGAACCAUAGAUUAGAUUGGGUGCUCAUUUUUUGUUAGUUGUUGCAGUUUUCUUCCAAGAGAGACAGAACUCAAAAUAUUAUUUAGACUUGUUUCAUAGUUAACACUUAUGCCGUUUUCAGUUGUUGAUCGAUAACAGUAACUUCACUGGAGGCUUAAUUUAGCACGUAAUACGCAAGAAUUUUGAUGGGUGUAUAGCGAUUGCACUCUUUACGUCUAUAGUCUACGAUUUAGCGUUAAUGACCAGAGAAGAAAAAUAAAAUAGAUCAAGCUAAACAAUGAUCCGUGCGAUGACUAGCACGGUGUUUGCAAUAUUGAUUACGUUAUCAGUGUGUCAUGUUUAUCUCAAGGCCUGUAAGUAGUGAUCAGCGCUUGACUCUAAGUAACCAAGUUUAGAAAAUCGGAAAUUAGCAGAAUAUAGAGGAAAGCCUUGAUUUUACAGACUUAGAACAAGCAUGAACAUGUAGUCUACGAUAUGACCACUUUCUAGACAAAAUUCUUCAUAAUCAGCAAUUGAACUUCGAAUGCAUGAACAGACUGACAAGUUCAAUCGCGGUUUUAGCUAAACAGCUUUUAAACAUUUUUGAACCGGUAUUCGGUGUCCGCUUUUGUACAAUUAAAAAUUAGACUUAAGUAAGUACAAAUGCAGCCUCAGUACUGAAUAACUAGUAUUUCUGAUAUAUUUUGAUUUGUUACAAAUGAUAGUGAUAUUGUAGACUCUUUCUAAGUAAGAAUAUUUAGUGUGGUGUUCAAAAUACACCAAUACGAGUCAAGUCAAGUCAAGUCAAGUCAAAUACCGUACAGUAUCAGGCUGCAUUUAUUGCCUUUUUGUUACUGAGUGAAGCUUAGGUAACGAGCACCAUCGCCUAUUACUUGUUACUAAUAUGUUAAUGAUAGUUUCAUUAGGGUAACAGCUUCUUAGACGCAGCUCAAAGACUCAAAUCUACAUAGAAAGCUGCAUUUUAGCCUUCUCGCUUUUUUAUUGCAAAUGUAGCUUUUUGGUUUAAAGUAGUAUUUCAUAUAACAAUAUAUGUAUGACUAAUAAGCAGUUUUUUAAGAUCUGUUAUGAUUCAUAGGAAAAACAAGUUAAUAUAACUACAGUGUUAAAUUUCAGUACGAGUGUUAUUUACUCAAGUAUAUGGUCGCUUUUUUAGCCAUAUUGUUACAGGUGUAGCUAAGCGUAUUUAGUAGUAUUUCCUAUAUCUUAUAUAAGCAACUUUAAAAGAUUUUUAUGAUAAUAGCAGACAAUCUUGUAGUCAUAUACUGCUUUAAGAUUGCACGAAUUAUCACAAGUGGACGGCCAGUGCAUUGGUCUCUUGGCAAAUUCACUUUGAAGAGGGACAACCCACUGUUAAAAACUGUUCUGAUUCAGUGCACGUCAGCUGGCCGGAGUGAAACAAAGGAAAGACAAUUGCCUCUUCAUCUCACAGAACAGACGAGAAGAAUGAACACCAGCGAAUGCAAAACUGCGGAGUGCUAACCUUGAUAUGCAAGUGGCACAUUUCAAGACAUCUUCUGUCCAAAGGUUGCCAGUACCAGACAGCCACACUCAGGAUUUGUUUCCAACUACCAAGUCUUCAAACACUCUAAAAACACGAACAUGAAUUAGAAAAGGACAGAAAGGAACUUUGUAAGAGAACUUUAAUGUGAAAUUGAGAUGAACUGAGGACUUCUGUUUGCGUGAAGUUUUAUUCAUUAGGGUGACAGAUAAGUAGUAUUCGACUAGCUUUUACCGCGUAUAUCGUUUAUCUUGUAUGUCAUUGGGCGGUUUAUAUAUUUUUUUAUUCAUUUUCAAUAAGUUUAGGAACUGUCAAUGCCUUCCAUAAGUUGAUCGACAGCAGUAUUCACGCGCUAAGCCGAAACGGAGCAUGCUUACAAAAUGAUGAAAGCACAGCAAUAGGAUUGACCAGUUCAUUAAUUAAUAAACUUUAAUAACGUAGCAACUGCAAAUGGCUGAAAAAAGACCAUAUUCUCUGACUGAAGACGACAAACUGACAGGGAAAUAACAUCUCAUCCACGACAACUUACAAAGAUGAGGUCGUCGACCAAUGCUUGAAGGUCUUUGCCAAAAAACCCGCUGCCUUCUCUUAAGAUUUUUUUUGUUCAGUUUUGCUUGAUAGAGCACGAAAAGUAAAUAACAAAUUUCUUUGUGAAGGUGUUAAGACCUUAAGGUUGUGUUUGUAAGUGCGUCAGUCUACAUAGUCUUCUUGCUUUGCUGUUGCUAUGUUACAAUGAUCAAUGAUCAAAUAACUGUUAAUGUGGACAGUUUCCUGGUAAUGUUCAUUCCAGGAUAUUUUCUGGUUGAUUUUUGUCUAUUACCAACAAAAAGUGUGGUGAAACUGUUCAGGAAUUCUUGCCGAGCGUUCUUAUAAUGACAUUAUUAUAAGUCUUUAACUGAGACAUGUCCACUAAAAAGUAGGUUAACACAGUUAGGUUAAAUCAGUCGUAAUUAUGCAUGAUGGACGUCACAGGAAGUUAAAGUAAUUUUUUUAAAAGUAGUUUUAUUAAUAGUUUGUAAUUAAGCUUGGCGGAAUAAUAUAAAUAAAAGGCUUGUAAUCAUGUAAAAGA
This is a messenger RNA of Orbicella faveolata, 8062 nucleotides long. RefSeq lists its product as uncharacterized. The record is from RefSeq and is a predicted model, not a curated record. Gene Ontology annotation, molecular function: protein binding. Lineage: Eukaryota; Metazoa; Cnidaria; Anthozoa; Scleractinia; Merulinidae.